Molecule: messenger RNA, 7288 nt
Organism: Venturia canescens
Lineage: Eukaryota; Metazoa; Arthropoda; Insecta; Hymenoptera; Ichneumonidae
Product: Down syndrome cell adhesion molecule-like protein Dscam2
Exons: 26
Coding region: 635-6586 (1983 amino acids)
Biological process (GO): neuron migration; cell-cell adhesion; axon guidance
Cellular component (GO): plasma membrane; axonal growth cone; cell surface
Molecular function (GO): protein binding
Source: RefSeq, a predicted model, not a curated record
GCUAGUUCUCCGCGCGAUUUCCACGGAGCAGGUGUCACACGAGACCAACACCCGGAGAAAGGGUGCAAAGGGAAAUUGAGAACCGGGAGCGCGAGCGAGGAAGAGAGAGAGAGAGAGAGAGAGAGAGCGGAAGAAAGAGGGCGCGAAUGAGCGUGAGAACGGAAUAGAGGCAAAGAUAGAAAGAUAAAAGUUUACAGACACUUUGAGUUUCGUGGUAAACGUCGCUCGCCGAAUUUAAAAAGGACCGAAAUGCUUUUACAAGUGCCACGUUAUCGCACCUCCGAGUUCUCGCAGCCCGCAUCAACGAGUGUCUAAAUUUAUUCUCUCAUCGCUUAAAUAUAAUCGAAAAAAUGAUCCAUUCAUUUAGCACGUUUCGUUCGCUCUGAUUGCUCUCGUUACGACGGCCUGUGAAUUAUUAUUGUUUUCAUUUUAUUUUUUUAUUCAGCGCCCCGAUAAGUUCGACGUUACGGGUAUUCGUUGUUUGUUCGCCAACUAAGUUUGAGCGCCUUCCGGAGACGGUUGCUGGCUGCACGUGACGAAGAUAUCUCCGAUCGACCGCGAACAUGCGAUUCGGAAUAAUCAGGCUGCACAAUCAUGAGGAAGCUGAAUCGACGUAACGGUCCAGUAGGCCAGGAUGGCGGCCAGUUCGCUGCUCCUCAGAGCCGUCCUCCUCUUCGGCGUCCUCAUCCUCGUUCACGGCCGAGGUGUGGUUGUGGACAGCCAAGGGCCAGUGUUGACAUCGCAGCCUCGUUCGAGCGUCGAGUUUUCGAACGACACCGGAGCAAUGAUUCAUUGUUCGGCGAAAGGAAGUCCGAGUCCCCGCGUCGACUGGCUAAUGGGAGACGGUUCGCCGGUCCAUCCGAUAUCAAACAUACGGGAGAUGCUGGCCAACGGGUCCAUGUACUUUUUGCCAUUCGGCGGUGAGAGCUACAGGGGUGACGUGCACGCUGCGGUUUACAGAUGUCAGGCAUCGAACAGCGUCGGUCGUGUGCUCGGCCGGGAAAUAACUGUGCGAGCUGUGGUCCGACAGAAGUACGACGUCGUCGUCAAGGACGCUUACGUCAGGGUGGGAAACACGGGUGUUCUCAGGUGCGAAAUACCCCCGAACGUCAAAAAACACGUGCGAGUUACCUCGUGGGUGCAGGACUCGACUUUCAACAUAUUUCCGGCCCCCGAGAGCGAUGGGAAAUAUCACAUGCUGCCGACCGGUGAACUUCUCAUAUUCGCCGUUAAUCCCGAUGACAAACAUCACGGCUACAGAUGUCGUACCGUCGAUCACGUAACCGGAGCAACGGUCGAAAGUUCAACGCUAGCGAGGCUCAUCGUCACCGAGCAUCGGAAUCCGGAGCCUCCAAGAUUUAUCGAGCGCGUGAGUCCAGCUCCGGUCCGAACGGGCGAGACGAUUGUGUUGUUCUGCAUAUCGCAGGGUUUUCCGCCCCCGAUGUAUCUCUGGUUUCGUGAGUCGGUGUCCGGGAGCGAGGUGAUCGUCAAUUCGGAAAGGGUGCGAUCCCGGGCGGGAGUUCUCGUUCUUCAGUCGGCAAGAAUCGAGGACGCCGGACGUUACGUUUGUCACGCGAACAAUAGCGCUGGAUCGGAGAGGGUCGAGCUCGAGGUUUCCAUCAUCAGCGCCCUCUCGAUUCACCUCGCGCCUCAGCAGGUCACAGUCGACCUGGGAAAAAACGCUCAGUUCCAGUGCGCAGUGACCGGUCAACCGACUCCAAUAAUAACGUGGGCAAAGGACGGACUUCCGGUUCGAGAGGGUUCCGGUCGCACGAAAGUGAUGGGCAACGGUGGCUCGACUCUCAAUAUUUAUUCCAUCACGAGGGACGACAAGGGGAUGUAUCAGUGUUUCGCUAAAAACGACUACGAAAUGGUCCAGGCGACUGCCGAGCUGCGAUUGGGAGAUGCGGCGCCCCAACUUGUAUAUAAAUUUAUCGAGCAAACAAUUCAGCCUGGUCCAUCGGUGUCUCUCAAGUGCAUAGCCACAGGAAAUCCCACGCCACAUUUCACCUGGACCCUCGAUGGGUUUCCACUUCCGCAGAACGACAGAUUUAUGAUCGGUCAGUACGUGACGGUGCACGGUGACGUAAUAUCGCACGUUAAUAUAAGCGCAGUGAGGGUUGAGGAAGGUGGUGAAUACCGUUGCUCAGCGGUUAAUAGGGUUGCCAAAGUCCAUCACUCUGCGCGUCUCAACAUUUAUGGUCUUCCUCACGUCCGCCCGAUGGGCAAAUACGCCGCUGUCGCUGGUGAAACAACCGUCAUCAAGUGUCCCGUCGCUGGUUUCCCAAUUGCCAGCAUAACCUGGGAAAAAGACGAACAACCACUGCCAACAAACCGCCGCCAGGAAGUUUCGCCGAACGGAACCCUGGUAAUUCGACACGUGGACAGCAAAACCGACCCGGGGGCUUACACGUGCACAGCAAAAAACAAGCAGGGUCGACUGGACUCGCAGACCGUUCACAUCGAAGUAAAAGUACCGCCCAAGAUAGCUCCGUUUAGCUUUAACAAGGAUUUAUCGGAAGGCGUGCGUGCCCAAGUGACGUGUGUCAUCGAACAGGGCGAUCCGCCGUUCAAGAUCGUCUGGUUGAAGGACGGUGUACCGAUAUCGAAUAAUCCGAUAUCAACGAUGAAUUACGAUUAUUCGGGGCUCGGCCUCGGCGGCUUGCGAGUCACGAGCUUCGACGCCCAUUCUAGUACCAUCGGUAUCGAGAACGUGACCGCGGCCCACACCGGAAAUUAUACUUGCGUCUCGAGUAACGCGGUUUCCGAGGUUUCUUGGACCGCUGAAUUGGUCGUUCGUGUUCCACCCCGUUGGGUGAUGGAGCCCCAAGACGUCCACGCGCCCGAGGGCAUGUCGAAAUUGGUGCUCCACUGCCACGCCGACGGUUUCCCACCGCCCGCCGUUACCUGGAGACGAGGAACCGGUACCCGGCCGGGAAACUACCGGGACAUUGCGAGCCACGAACACGCUCAGGAGUUGCGCAUUCAUUCGAACGGCUCCCUCGUCUUCGGGAGAGUCCAAGAGGACCACGAGGGUUAUUAUUUGUGCGAAGCGGUCAACGGCAUCGGCGCUGGCCUCAGUAAAGUCGUCUACUUGACCGUAAAUGCACCUGCUCACAUCGACGGAAAACAUCGAAAUCAAACGGCCCGAUUAGGCUCUAAGGCGUCGCUGAGGUGCGAAGCGAAAGGCGAUCAUCCGUUGAACAUCGUCUGGCGACGAGCCGGUUCUUCCCUCGGUCUCGAACCAGCAGUCUCCGAUUAUCGUUACAUCGUUAAGGAAAUGAACACGACUGACGGUGCCGUAAGCACCCUCGAACUACUGAGCACAACGAGGGAAGAUAGCGGACGUUAUUUUUGCAUGGCGUCCAAUUCCUACGGAAGGGACGAAGUUACAAUGCAUUUGUAUAUACAAGAACCACCAGAUUUUCCGCGUAACAUUCACGUUAUCGCGAAAGGCAGUCGGUACAUAAUUCUGGGUUGGACGACGAGUCAAGACGGCAAUAGCCCUAUAACCCAAUACAUCAUCGAGUAUAAGACUGAUCCAGGUGAGAGUCUGCAACUUUGGAUGAUAACACCACAAGUUUGGCACGAUCACACAUUUCACACGACAGUACCAGGCUCCCAGGUGAACGGGACUGUGACCGGUUUGCGUCCAGCGAUGAGCUACCAGUUUCGAAUAUUCGCUGAGAACGAAUUGGGCCGAAGUCAAGCGAGCGAUAUACUCGACGUGACGACCGACGGCGAGAAGCCUGGUGGUCCGCCGAGAAACGUCAAAGUCGAUUCCGUCAGCUCGACCGAGUUGAAAGUCAUUUGGGAUCCUCCCGACCACGAUUUAUGGAACGGCGAGAUUCUGGGCUAUCACGUUGGCUACAAGGAGUACAGAAUGUCGGCCGAACAAUAUUCGUAUCAAACCGUGGAGAGCAGAAUUUCGACGGCGAGCGUCGAGCUGGGACUGGCGAGAACAGCCAUUUCCGGUCGUCAGUGUCAAUUGAACAAUCUGAAGAAAUUCACCCGUUACAGUAUCGUGGUUCAAGCCUACAAUGCACUCGGCGAAGGCCCUUUGACGUCGGAAGUCGUCGCGACGACUCUGGAGGAUGUGCCAAGCAGCCCACCCCAAGAAAUUCGGUGCACAGCCCUGACGUCACAGUCGUUGCAAGUUUCGUGGAAUCCCCCACCGGACAAGAGUUUGAACGGGAUUUUGAAGGGUUACAAGGUGACCUGGGAGAGCAUGGAUUCGAUGACGGAAAUGGCCAAAUCGGAGCCGAAAACAACAACGUCGUUGACGGUGGUGAUCAGCAGCCUGGAAAAGCACACGAAUUACUCGAUCCAAGCGUUGGCGUAUACGCGAGCUGGGAAUGGCGUCACGUCACCGCCUUUGUACUGCGUGACCAAGGAGGACAUACCAGAAGUCCCAGCCGGUAUAAAGGCGGUCGCGAGUUCAGCAAACUCCAUCAUCAUUUCUUGGCUCCCGCCCGUUCGUGCCAACGGCGAUAUCAUUUCGUAUUACGUCUACGUCAGAAACAACGGUGGCAAAAUGAAGUCGAAUCCGAAAACUCUUCAACCCCAUCAGACGAACUGGCAAGCUGAAAAUCUCCAGGAAGGCCAUCAGUACGAAUUCGAAGUCGCCGCUGUCACGAUGAUCGGCGAGGGGCCCAGAACUUCGUCGGUCGCUGCGUCACCAUCGAGCAAUGUGAGAGCUGCAAUUUAUUCAUUCGGUACAACGCCUGUCGUGCCGUGGAAACAAGACGUGGCACUUCCGUGUCGAAGCGUCGGAAUACCAACGCCCUCGGUGACCUGGAAACAGGGCGGUCAUAUCAUAAAACCACCCAGCAAAGGAACUUCGGUUCACAGCGACGGUUCUCUCCACAUCACUAAUCUUCACCGUGGCGAUAGUGGAAAUUAUACUUGUCACGUCGAAAAUCGGCACGGCGCCGAUCAAAUAACCCAUCGACUCACUGUCCAAGUUCCACCAGCGAAGCCUCUUUUGCACGCGACAAGCGCGACGAGUAAUUCGAUAAGCGUGCAAUGGAAGAACGCGGACGACGGUGGUGCCUCGAUCCGCGGUUACAUACUUCAUUACAAGAGAAAAUUUGGCGAAUGGGAGGAAGUUAAGUUGUCGCAAAAAAUCAACAGUUUUCUACUAUCGAAAUUGUGGUGCGGAACCGACUACCAAAUCUACUUGACCGCUUAUAAUCGAAUCGGCAUGGGACAACCGAGCGAGACGAUAAACGCUACGACCGAUGGUUCCAAACCCGAAAACUCGCCGACCAACGGCGACCGUUUUAUCACCGUGAACGUUUCCUGGAUCGUUAUACAUUUGAACGCCUGGAACGACGGCGGUUGUCCGAUCACGUACUUCGAGCUCGAGUACAAACGCAACAGGGAAGACUUCUGGACUCUCGUUUCUAAUAAUAUUGAGCCCCAAAGAUCGUACACUCUCAGCGAACUUCAACCAGGCACGACUUACGAGAUUCGUGUCCGCGCCCACAACAACGCAGGCUCAUCGAGCGCCGAGUACAAAAUAACGACGCUGCAACCUCACAGCACCUCAACCGUGCCAGCGAUCGAGAUCGAUCAUUACGUUCCUCAGCAAACGCCAGUCUAUUCGGAUCUCAAAUUAAUCGUUCCUCUGAUCCUCAGCUCCUUCGCUAUUAUCGCUGCCGCCGGGGCUGUUUUUUACUGCUUCAGAAAACGUCCUUUAUUGGGAGACAUUGCGAGUCUUCACGAUGCUCAAACCGCCGCAGCCCUGGACAAUAAACAAAACAUGGAACAACGAGAGCAAUACUACGCGACGGUGCUCAAACCUUUGCGCUCCCCCAUCCACGAAAUGGGCACGCUCGAAAGAAUACCCGAAUACUCCGAGGACAUUUAUCCAUACGCGACCUUCCAACUGAAGGAAAGUGUGCCAGCGGGUGGUGACAGUCGCUGCGAGUCGGCGGCUCCUUUGCAGACAUUCGUUUAUCACGAUCCGCGUCAGUCGAGUGCGGAUACGCUGCAGCUCCGCGAGUCGGAUUGCAACCGGUACACUAAGGUUCGCGGAGGCCGUUCGUACUCUGCGCCGUUGCAUAAAACGCACAAGCUCGCACAGGGCAAGUCCGAGUCGGAAGAGUACGACACCCUGGGCUCGGACAGCGACACGGAAGUCGGGACCAGCAGCCGUACCGAGUCUUCCAAUCACCUCGUCGAUUCGCACCACUCGGCCUUCGCAGCCGAUCCCCGUGUCCACAACUUCCUGUACCAUGGACCAGAAUCUAGCACGUCUACAGAACCCUCACCGAUUUUUGAGAGAAAAUCGUUUCCUGGACGGGGACGACCCAAGAUGUUACAGUUGGCGCGUCAUACCGAGGAGGCCCGUUCAAAUUUCGGGACAAUCCCCAGGCCUGGCAAUUCCAAGCACCAGUCGAGCUGUGUCGGCAGGGAGCAGGAGCGUGGUGAUGGAUCGGGAAACCUGUUCAUCCCCAAGUUGGACCCACCCACGGGGUUCACCGACUCGCAUGAGUUAAGCGAGGCCGAGUGCGAUUUAGAUCGUGGUCGUCCACGCGGCGGUAGCCAGCGACAUAUUCGUGACUUCGUUAUUGCGGUGUAAAUAAAUGUCAAAACGUUUAAACUCAUCCCUUCUCGCCUGUCUUCCUUCUCGAAAUGCCAAUUCCGAUUUUCGACACUUUCCAUUUCACUAUUUUUCAUUAAUCCUUCCAAAACAAACGGCCACUUAUAAAAGUUUUACCGAAGAACAUGAAGAUUCAAUUUCACGUGGACGAGUUCGAAUAAAUCGAAAAAAAUCAAAUGAAACAAACGAACGAGACAACGAUCGACAAACGCGCCGGUAAACAUAACCUCGAAGUGUAACGAGCGAGCACAGCCACCGUUCGAUCAAACCAAUCCUUUGUUUCGAGUCUCAACGUACGAAAAUAACGAACACGCGAUACCAUUAUUACAUCUGAAACAUGAAAACUAACGAAAAGCCAACAAUCCCAGAACACGAACACACGGUCUCUCUAUCUCUCAUCUCUAUCUCCUGUUGAUAUAUCGUAUAUACUUUAUGAUAAUAAAUGAUUUACCGAGUGGCAAAAUGAAUGCGACGAAAGGUUGAAAUUAAAAAGAGAAAUGAAAAACAAAAAAUAUAUAAAAUGAAGAAGAAAUUGAACAAAAACAAAGAACAUAAAAGGGAAAUCAGGUUAUAAGGAAAACAAGGAAUACACGGAUUCGACACUUUUGUGUUUUAGUCGACUAUGUAGAUUAUUUGUAUUCUAUUUACUUUGUAAAAUAUACAAUAUUGAUUCCGAUAUAA